This is a messenger RNA of Daphnia pulex (common water flea), 448 nucleotides long. Its product is annotated as endochitinase-like. The record is from RefSeq and is a predicted model, not a curated record. Bases 1 to 426 code for a protein of 141 amino acids. The transcript is spliced from 3 exons. Gene Ontology annotation, molecular function: chitin binding. NCBI's taxonomy places the organism in Eukaryota, Metazoa, Arthropoda, Branchiopoda, Diplostraca, Daphniidae. Gene Ontology annotation, cellular component: extracellular region.
AUGCAGGUCAAAGUGGCGAUCAAGACGUUGGCAUUUAUGGGCCUUUUCAUCUUCGCAGCGGCCGAUAAUUCCUUAUUGCAACAUCCUUCAUUCAAGGCUGUUUCACUUGAACUGUCAACUGAAGUUACCAGCGAAUGGACUCCGACAGCCAAUUGGGAAACAUCUUGGGCGUCAACCGACAUCGAUCCAUCAACUAUUAGCACUGACAGCACUCGGCCCGUCAGCACUGUAACGAUCGGGCCGGACAUUUGCGCCAACGAGUCGAGCGACGAUUACAUUUUCCCCAAUCCGGAAGAUUGCACUACGUUUUACCUGUGCUCAAAUGGAACCCCUUAUUUCUACAACUGCCCUAGCGGACUGGUUUACAACGACGCCAUCAAUCAGUGCGACUAUCCCUACAACGUGUCACCACCCUGCAAUAUUUAAAUAACAGAAAUACAAAUGUCAA